GAUCUUUAUAAAUAACAAAAAUAAAAAUUAUGGAAGAAUAACGUAAGAGAUUGAACUCUUCUAUGACUUAUGAAGAAUAUGUAAAUACUUUUGAAAAGGCACCAAAAAAACCAUGUUUAAAACCAAAAUAAGAACCAGAUGUUGGUAUGGAUGAUCUAGAUUUGCUUAGUGAUGCUUAGACAGACAUAGUAAACACAAACUCUAUAAUCUCAUAGCCUUAAAUUAAAACAAAAAUAUACUGCGAUCCUAAUACUGUAAUCUAAGAAGUUGAAGAAGAUGGUAAAACUCCUGUUGUUUGGCUAGAUUAAUAACUUACUCCAAGUCCUAUGAAGAUGGCUAGAUAAAGAACAUAAAGCGAGAAUAUUUAAUUUACUUUUAUAAGUUUUGUUGAAAGAGAAAUUGAGAGAAAAGGCUCACGCAAGUUUGAAUGAAUAAAUUUUGUGCUA
Paramecium sonneborni is the source of this 446-nucleotide messenger RNA. Lineage: Eukaryota; Ciliophora; Oligohymenophorea; Peniculida; Parameciidae. The record is from the annotation of a GenBank genome assembly.